Messenger RNA from Gamsiella multidivaricata, 1060 nucleotides. RefSeq lists its product as uncharacterized. The transcript is spliced from 5 exons. Gene Ontology annotation, cellular component: membrane; endoplasmic reticulum. The coding region runs from base 91 to 894 and encodes 267 amino acids. Lineage: Eukaryota; Fungi; Mortierellomycota; Mortierellomycetes; Mortierellales; Mortierellaceae. The record is from RefSeq and is a predicted model, not a curated record. Gene Ontology annotation, biological process: membrane organization; endoplasmic reticulum tubular network organization.
CUUCACACACUUUCCCUUCUCUUCUCUUCUCAGUCGCCAACAUCCUCUUCACUCUCUCUCUUCUCAACAUCACUGAAUUCCCUCCCUGCUAUGCCUGCCACGCCCUCCACGCCCUCCACGCUAAGCGCCCGUCUGCAAGCCCUCGUCAAGGGUCCUCAAUUCGUCUGGUGGUUGGGCCAUCUCACCGUGCUGAUCUGUACGGUCUUCUACCUUCCGUACUGGCUCACUUUCAACUACAAGGCCGGAUCGCAUUGGUACUCCCGCGCCUUCCUCGGCGCCAUCCUCAGCUAUGGUGUUGUCGUCUACAAGUCAUUCCCCAAAUUCAAACUCGAGGCUCAAUUUCUCCAAAGCGUCUUUGUCGAGGAGAAUGUCCAGUACUUCUUGAUGGCUAUUUUCUGGUGGCGAUCAACCCCAAUGCUUGCGCCGUUGAUCCCCUACGUCAUUUUCGCCUUCUUCAACGCACUUAACUACACAAGGACCAACCUCAUCCCAGCCAUCUACCCUGGCUCGUCUGUGGAUCUCAAGGCGUCACAGGCUGCUGGCAUCUCGCGUAAGAUCCAGGUCUGGACCGAGAAGAAUCAUUCCAGCGCCAUGGUCCUUGUCGCCUAUGUCGAAAUCAUCGGUGUCAUGGGCUCUUCAAUCCUCGGCGCUAUCACAUUCCAAUCGUCGUUCCUCGCGCCAAUUGUGUAUGCUAAUUUCUUGCGUUUCCGCUACUUCUUUUCGUUGCACACGCGUGCUGCGUUCGCAGUACUCCGUGGUCGUGUGGAUGCUCACGUUAUCGGUAACCCCAAGCUUCCUCCCAAGGCUAUUAAAGCCUACGAAUUCAUGCGUGGUGCCAUCAUCCGCUUUGGUAUGGCUGCCGUUCAGCAGCCCGCUGCAGACCGCGCUCAGUAACCUUCCCCUUCGUAGACCCCCUCUUGGAUCGAAAAUAGAAUCCAUGGACUAUUUACUCUUUAACUCCCUUUCUGGAGAUGGAUAUCCUGCAUCCAGCCUGCUCUCUUGAGUGGCAGGCAAGUUCGAUUAUCAAAUAAAGCACCAUAUUCAGAUUCGUAUCUCAGCA